Molecule: messenger RNA, 4255 nt
Organism: Mustela lutreola (European mink)
Lineage: Eukaryota; Metazoa; Chordata; Mammalia; Carnivora; Mustelidae
Gene: ERI1
Product: exoribonuclease 1
Exons: 8
Coding region: 529-1425 (298 amino acids)
Biological process (GO): exonucleolytic trimming to generate mature 3'-end of 5.8S rRNA from tricistronic rRNA transcript (SSU-rRNA, 5.8S rRNA, LSU-rRNA)
Cellular component (GO): nucleolus; cytoplasm
Molecular function (GO): nucleic acid binding; 3'-5'-RNA exonuclease activity
Source: RefSeq, a predicted model, not a curated record
CGGAAGUGGGAGGUGUCCGCUCGAGUUUGUGUGGCCGCCGCCGCGGGAACGCGAGCCCGGUAAUUUUUCAACGGAGAAAGGCGAGGCUUUCGGGCUUGGCCGAGUGAGAGUGAGUGAGCGAGUGCCGGGCUCCAGCCCCUCUCUUUUUACGUGACAGCCGGCAUGGAGCAUGAGCGGAGCAAACAGCCUAGCAGCGAGGCCGUGGCUCCCGCGCGGCUGGAGUCGCCCCGGUCGGAGUGUGGGGAGGAGCCGCGGCAUCCGAAUCCCGAGUGGAUUGACUUCAGCACCUUUGGAAACCAUUAGUGUAGAGCUUAAAUUUGGGAGAAGGCACUGAUCACUGAGAACUGGACCCCGAUGCCCUGAGCUUCACUGAAAGAGCCAGAGUUGGUGAAAGAGCCAGAGUUGGAUCUGGGAGAGGAAGCAGAUCUUCUGUUAUGGAAACCAUGAUUUAUAGCAAAUUUAUAAGAGGUCUUAGUGUUCUUUAAAAAGCAACGAUGUAGAUUCGAUGGCCAAGAAACAAAAGAGUCUAUGUUCAUUACCUCCAGUGCAAGUGAUUUCAGUGACCCAGUUUACAAAGAGAUUGCUAUUACAAAUGGAUGCAUUAAUAGAAUGAGUAAGGAAGAACUCAGAGCUAAACUUUCAGAAUUCAAGCUUGAAACCAGAGGAGUAAAGGAUGUGCUAAAGAAAAGGCUGAAAAACUAUUACAAGAAGCAGAAGCUCAUGUUGAAAGAGGGCAGUUGUGCUGACAGCUACUACGACUACAUUUGUAUCAUUGAUUUCGAAGCCACUUGUGAAGAGGGCAACCCACCUGAAUUUAUACAUGAAAUAAUUGAAUUUCCUGUGGUUUUACUGAAUACCCAUACCUUAGAAAUAGAAGAUACAUUCCAGCAGUAUGUGAGACCAGAGAUUAACACACAACUUUCUGAUUUCUGCAUCAACCUAACUGGAAUUACUCAGGAUCAGGUAGACAGAGCUGAUACCUUCCCUCAGGUACUAAAAAAAGUAAUUGACUGGAUGAAAUUGAAGGAAUUAGGAACAAAGUAUAAAUAUUGCAUAUUGACAGAUGGUUCAUGGGAUAUGAGUAAGUUCCUGAACAUUCAGUGCCGGUUAAGCAGGCUCAAAUAUCCUCCUUUUGCUAAAAAGUGGAUCAAUAUUCGAAAGUCAUAUGGAAACUUUUACAAGGUUCCUAGAAGCCAAACCAAAUUGACAAUAAUGCUUGAAAAGCUAGGAAUGGAUUAUGAUGGGCGGCCUCACAGUGGUCUUGACGACUCUAAGAACAUUGCCCGAAUAGCAGUUCGAAUGCUUCAAGAUGGAUGUGAACUCCGAAUUAAUGAGAAAAUGCACGCAGGACAGCUAAUGAGUGUGUCUUCUUCGUUACCAAUAGAGGGCACUCCAGCUCCACAAAUGCCGCAUUCUAGAAAAUAACAGCAUUUUUGCCCUUUGCCCACAGAUCAUUCACUCUAACUGGAGUUGCUACAAAGAGGUAGCAGGUGAAUACUCAUUGAAUUAGUCCUGUGGUGCAAUAUUUAAGCACCUUAAACAUUUACAAUCUUACUACAGUUAUAUAUAAAUAUGUGUGAACAGAUUCUGUGGGGAGGGCAUAUUGAAUUUUUUGUCACCAGCACUUUUGAUAUGAGCAGUAUUUGUUACACAGUAACAGUUCCUGCUUAGAAUUGACUUUUUUAAUUUAAGGUGUCCAAGACGUGUUCCUUUUGGUUUUAAAAUGCAAAGGCUUACUGGCGCUCUCCUUGAAUGUAAUAUCUUACUGAUGUUAGGAUAUAUAAUGUAUUUCUACAUUAACAUCAUUAGAUCAAGUCAUUUCUUACAGUGCAGGAAAGAUUGGAAAGCCUUAUCUAGGCUUUGGGUUUUAAGACUAUCACAGUCCUUUUGACUUUUGAAUUCUGUAUGUAAAGUUCAGCUGUGCAUGGUGAAUUUCAUAAAGUACUUGGUACACAUAUCUGCCUACAUUUCUUUUCAAUUUGUAGUUGGAAGACUUGUGGUAGAUUAUAGGGUCUUGUUAAGAAGUCAGUUACUGAUGAGGUUAAUGGAAAGUCAGAAGAAAAUACCAUUUAAAGGAAUAUAAGGGCUGUAGCUCAGACUUUAUCAUACAUAAACAUAUCACUGGGCUUCUUUGGACUUUAUUUUUUGAUUCCCCUCCCUCUUGUGACAUACAUCUACCCUAAUUCUUAAAUCUAAGAGACCAUGCUUUGAUAUAGACUAAGAAUAGGGUUGCCACUUAAUUUUGCAUUUGUAUUCAACAUUAUGAGUAAGGUUAAUAAAGUCAAAUAAUGCUUUUAAACACCUAAUGUUUUUAUUAAAGGUUGAUUUUACAUAGUGAGUGACCACUAAAUCUUGAUAGUUAAUUCUUAACUAAUUUUAAAAACAUAAGUGGGUUUAUGGAGUUGAAAAAGCAAAACUCUUACCUAGAUGCUAAAAAUAUUUUCUGAAUUGAAUUUCCCCCUAUAGCUUUCAUGAACAAUUUGCCUCUUCUCUUUUCCUUUCUAUUAGUAGUUGUGAUGCUACUUUAUUUUAAUGAUUUACAUAUUAACUAAAUGACUUUUAUAGAGGCUUCCAACCUUGGUGCAUAGGAAAAAAGGAGGCAUUUUUCUUGGUCUGGGAAUUCUCUCCCCAGUGCUGUAAAAAGAAUGAAUUUUGCCUUUGAGUGGUAGUUGUAGAAUAAGAAUAAAGACUAACAAGUGGAUAACAGAAGGCACAAGGGAUGUGAUGCCCUUACACAAACUGAUAUGGAUUAUAGUAAAACAAGGAAAUCUAGAUGUUUUAUAUUUAUGCAGUAAACUUUGGGGGUGAAAUGGAUGUAUGCUGAGAUUUUUGUGAAUCCUAAAUAGUACCAUAAAAUAUACUGUAAAGUAUUGCUGUUAAGUUUCAAAGAAUUUCCUUCAAAUCCUUACUGAGUUGCUGGGCUCAGGCAGAGCUGUAGAGAACAGCAAAUCACUGUUGAGAUGUGGAUGCCAGGAAGUCCACUAGCACUCUUUUUAGGCGAUUUUUUUCCACGUAGCCACCUUAACCUUAGAAAUCAAAUUCAUGCCCCAGCAAAACCAUUAAUUAUCUGUUGCCAGCUUCUGUAGUUGCUACUUAACAGCUGAAAUUGCAGUUGAGAAAUCUGAAAAUGGCAAGGAAAUAUUGCUUCUCGUGUAACAACACAUAAUCAGACUUAAAUCAGACUUCUAAUUUCUGCACCAAUUUGUCCUUUUUAUGAAAUAACCCAAGUACCAACACCCAAGUACCUAAGUCCUCCUGUAUUUCUUUUUAAGAUCUUCAGCCUUACAAGCUGUCAACGUCUUUUUGGCUGUCAGGUAUUUCAUUUGGUGAUGUUUUACUGUUCUCAUUUUUUAAAAAACUACCGAGGAAUAAUUGACAAAUGUAAGUGUACAUAUUUAAAUUAUUUAAAGUGCAAAUGUGAUGAUUUGAAGUAUAUUGUGGAAUGAUUAUCAAGAUCACACCACUUCAUAUAGUCAACUUUUUUUUUUUUGGUGGUGAGAAUGCUUAAGGUCUACUCUAGGCAACUUUCAAGUUUAUAAUACCCUGUUAUUAACCACAGUCAACACGGCUGUACAUUAUAUCUGCAGAACUUAUUCUUCUUAUUACUGAAAAUUUGUACGCUUUGCAACCACCUGUUUUUGUCCAUCAACCUUAGUUCACUUAGCUCUCCAGGUUCAUUCACACUGUUGCAAAUGGUAGUAUUUCCUUUUUCUUCAUGGCUGAGUAAUAAUCCAUUGUAUAUGUACUAUUUGUUUUAAGACAUUUUUUGAGUUCUCUUGAUUUCUUUUGUGAUCCAUUGGUUCCUCAGAAGUGUUUUGUUUAAUUUCCAUAUAUUUGUGAGCUUUUCCAGCUUUCCUCCUGUCACUGAUUUGUAGUUUUAUACCAUUGUGGUCAGAAAAAUAAUUGAUAUAAUUUCAGUCUUCUUUAAUUUUUUGAGACUUAUUUCAUGAGCUUAUAUAUGAUCUCUCCUGGAGAGUGUUCCAUGUGUGCUUGAGAAGAACAUGUAUUGUGAUGCUGUUGGUUGAAAUAUACUGUAUAUGUCUGUUAGGUUCGUUUGGUCUAAAGUAUCACUCAAAUCUGUUAUUUCCUUGUUAAUUUUCUAUCUGGAUGAUCUGUCCAUUGUUAAAUGUGGAGUACUGAAAUCCUCUACCAUUAUUGCAUUGCUGUCUAUUUUUGUCUUCAGAUCUGUUAAUCAUUGUUUAAUAUAUUUAGGUGCUCAAUACUGGGUACAUAAAUGAUUGUUAUAGCCUCUUGA